AUGACAUCCCUUUCAAACAAACUGCUCCGUAACCAAUUCAUUUCAUCUCUAGUCUUCCUUCUUGUUGUCGUCAUCCUUGAUUUCGUUUGUUCAUCCACUGCUUCUAUUUCCUCUGUAACUUCUCCUUUCAUUCACACUAACAAUAAGGUUAAGGCUGGAAGCAAUCCUUGCAAUUGGGUUGGAAUAAAUUGCGACAAGUCUGGAAGCGUCACCCAUCUAAACCUUUCAAGUCACAGUUUGAGAGGUACGCUUCACAAUCUAAGCUUUCAUUCCUUCCCCAAUCUACUCAGUGUUGACCUUUCUUACAACUCACUAUUUGGAACCAUCCCCUCAAAUAUUGUUCACCUCUCUAAACUCUCAGUUCUAAUCCUUUCUUAUAAUCAAUUCACUGGGAGAAUUCCUUCCGAAAUAGGCCAAUUGACAAGUCUUCACAUCUUUUACCUUGUUGAAAAUGGUAUGAGUGGCCUUAUCCCUAAAGAAUUAGGAAGGUUAACUUCUUUGAGUGAACUUGAUUUAUCAUCAAAUAAUCUCACAGGUGUCAUCCCUACUUCUCUUGGAAACUUAAGCAACCUAACCACUCUAUAUCUUUAUGAGAACCAACUUUCUGGUUCCAUGCCUCAAGAAUUAGGAAUGCUAAGUUCUCUGAUUGACCUUGAGUUAUUCAAAAAUAGACUCACAGGUGUCAUCCCUGCUUCUCUUGGAAAUUUAAGCAACCUAACCACUCUAUAUCUCCAUACGAACCAACUUUCAGGUUCCAUCCCUCAAGAAUUUGGAAUGCUAAGUUCUCUUACUGGCCUUGAGUUAUCAACAAACAAUCUCACAGGUACCAUCCCUGCUUCUCUUGGAAACCUGCGCAAAUUGACCACUUUAUAUCUUUUUGAAAACCAACUUUCUGGUUCCAUCCCUCAAGAAUUAGGAAUGCUAAGUUCUUUGACUGACCUUGAGUUAUCAACAAACAAUCUCACGGGUGUCAUCUCUGCUUCUCUUGGAAACUUAAGCAGCUUAGCCACUUUAUAUCUUCAUACGAACCAACUUUCAGGUUUCAUCCCUCAAGAAUUAGGAAUGCUAAGUUCUCUGACUGACCUUGAGUUAACAACAAACAAUCUCACAAGUACCAUCCCUGCAUCUCUUGGAAACUUAAGCAAACUGACCACUUUAUAUCUUUUUGAAAACCAACUUUCUGGUUCCAUCCCUCAAGAAUUAGGAAUGCUAAGUUCUCUGACUGACCUUGAGUUAACAACAAACAAUCUCACAGGUACCAUCCCUGCUUCUCUUGGAAACUUGAGCAAACUAACCACUUUAUAUCUUUUUGAAAACCAACUUUCUGGUUCCAUCCCUCAAGAAUUAGGAAUGCUAUGUUCUCUGACUGACCUUGAUUUAUCAAGAAACAGUCUCACUAAUGCCAUCCCUACUUCUCUUGAAAAUUUAACUAAACUCACAUAUUUAUCUUUGUUCUCGAAUAAGUUAAGCGGCCCUCUUGAAAUGAACAACCUCACUCAAUUAGAGGAAUUGCAUUUAUCAUACAACCAAUUCACUGGUCAUUUGCCAGAAAAUGUAUGUCGUGGUGGAUUGCUUGAGAAUUUCACUGCAAGUGAUAAUCAUUUUAUUGGUUCAAUACCAAAAUCCUUGAAGAACUGCACUAGCCUUUUUAGAGUUCGGCUUGAGGGAAAUCAACUUACUGGAAAUAUAGGAGACAAUUUUGGUGUAUAUCCACACUUAGACUACUUGGAAUUGAGUUAUAAUAAAUUUUACGGUGAACUUUCAACUAAUUGGGGGUAG
Molecule: messenger RNA, 1779 nt
Organism: Quercus robur (English oak)
Lineage: Eukaryota; Viridiplantae; Streptophyta; Magnoliopsida; Fagales; Fagaceae
Product: probable leucine-rich repeat receptor-like protein kinase At1g35710
Exons: 3
Coding region: 1-1779 (592 amino acids)
Molecular function (GO): protein binding
Source: RefSeq, a predicted model, not a curated record